CCAUCUGCGAAACAUGCCCGGAAAGAGCAAUUGGGGAGGAUACGGUUCUUUUGACGAAUGAAUCUUGGUGCAUCUGGAGGCCACCUGCAACCCAGAGGGAUGGAACGGGGAGCUCCGCUGCCGUGCAUGGGAAUGAGAUGGGGGUGCGGCGAUCUCAUGGGAGCGUUGUAGAGUAUGAAUGAAAUGUAGGAACGAUUGGAUGGGAGUAUGUGGCCUUUCUGUUUCAGUCCUCCAGGUCGCCGCGACUGUCUGCUCUGUCCGUGUCGUACUUGAAGACAGACGCGUCGUAGGACGGUUAGCCAUUUCUUUCUCAUCGAGACAAGUCGCGACCAGCCAUAUACGCGCAUACGAGAUUACCGGUCUCUGUACCCUUUGACAAAACUAUAUCCAUCAUCAGCAGACUGCGAUACUGACCAGAAACUAGGCGCGAUGCACAAGUUCGGUCAAUUACUAUCAUCAGUGGUGACUGAAUCACCACUUCCAUACCCGACACUCACUGGUCCCUCUCACUGGAAUUGGAAUUUUGUUCCACGAUCGACGCUGGCUUCUGCGUCCUCGCUUAGCGCGACCCUGGCCCCCGACAAUCUCUGGAACGAAUCUCUGGAUGAUACUAUAGUUCAUCCGGCGACUCUCGCGUUCGAGUCCCUCUCCUCGUCGCCCUCGCCCUCGCCCCGUCCCAUUUCGAAACCCCCGUCCAAGUCUCGCACCUAUCGUUCAAAGCCUGUAGAAUCCAUCAAGGAGGAGCCGGGAUCCCCCAGAUUUAUUAUCGAACCUCUGCUCGCUGUGGGGCGAUGUUCGCCUUUCCCGGAGCACGCUCAUUCUCCUGCCCAGUCGGAACUAAUAGGCCGGUCGCUGCUCUCUCAGUCUCUUGCGCCCCCGACGCAGGUCCCCCUCCGUGCCACGCAAGCCAACGACGACAUGCGCAGUAUGAUGGGCGUGUUCCGCCUCAAUCCUUUCACUAUACACGGUGGAAAUCCAUCGACCACCCUUACCUGGUGCGGGGAGGAAGCAGGACCUCUCGAGUCGAUGCCUGUAAUGCUACCUGAGUGGCAAAUUCCCAGUUACGAUGCUGGGAUCUUCAGCUCUGAGCUACCAGAGCUCACUCGCGUAGACGUCGGCAAGCUAGAAAGGUUAUCGCCUAGUUUUGAGGCUGCGGGAGUCAAAAGAAAGCGUGAUGAUUAUGAGGAAGGUGACGACGAUGAAAGACCAAGUCAAAGGUAUAAGUUGACGGAGGCCAUCUUCACUUCCGAGUCGCCGAGUGCAGAAUACUCCACGGCCGAGAGCCUCGAGAGCCUGGUUCAUUCCUCGCCAUCUUCUUCGCCUAUACCCGUGGCCGCACCAACAUCAGUUGUCGCCCCCAUCCCAUCCCAGACCCCAUACGAAUAUUCCCUCAAGCAAGAAUCUGACUUUGACGACUGGGGCAGAAGAUGUCUUCGUAAUCCCAGUGAACCGAGUUAUAAGUGCAACUCUUCGUCGUCCUUGGCAGGAUUCAUGGGUGAUACUGUACCGUCGCGAGUUUCUCCUCUGCCAUCCAGGAGAAAUUCAUCCGACUCUUCGUUAAUUCCGCCUCUAUCCAAUGCAUGCGUGGAAAGGGCUGUAGAUGUCCAAUUCAAGGGAAUCGCACCCAUGCUCAACCAACCCAGCCAAGCCCUCGUCAACAACAGUACCAUACCUCGUAAUACUAAUGCUCUUCCUUAUCAUCAAUGGCACCGGCGUUCAGAUGCGUGCACCCCCGCUUCAUCGUCAACGGCAGUAAUGUCCGCGACGUGCAGGUUCCCGACGAUGUACCAACAGCAAUGGGAGCAAGUACAGCAGCCCGUUGCUCGAUCGUCGCAGUCGUCUAGAAGCAGCGUCUCCUCAGGCACUCCGUCUUUGACCUACGACAUGACAAGACCCGGUUCUGCACCAUACACGACUCCAGCAUCGAACUACAGCUUGUAUGCCGGUGACAGCUCUGCAUCGGAUCCAUUGCAUGAACCGUCGUACACCGUUAAUUCUUACUCCCAUCCGACCUCGGAUCCAAAUCGCAGUACUACGUCCAUGAGGCGUAUGCCGUAUCAUCUUUCAUCUCCGUUUUCCAGUAUUGGCAUGGAGAUGGUUAGUCAUGUUCGAGGGAGUGCAGAGAGCGCCACGUUUUAUGGAUAAUAAAUAGGCGUUGAGAUACUUCCCUCGGGGAUUUCGGUCAUAGUCAGUCGCAUGUAUGGACGAUAUUCAGCUUUCCAAUCUCGCAUACGCGAUCAAUGUGUACUCUUACUUCUUUGCUUCCCUCAUCUUUGAAUCUAGUAGUAGUAGUAGUAUAAUCAGGCAAUUUAUGGAAUGUACACGUAGAACAGAUUUCAUUUUACUCCUCAUAAUAAAGCAUGACCGCAUUUUACGCAUUCGCCGGAAUUGGCAGAGUAGUAACGUUACGUUGAUCCGCGUUCGGGAGGUGGCAGAAUGAGAUUGGGAGAUUGAGUGUAUUAUGCCUGACCCAUGAAGAU
This is a messenger RNA of Guyanagaster necrorhizus, 2480 nucleotides long. RefSeq lists its product as uncharacterized. Lineage: Eukaryota; Fungi; Basidiomycota; Agaricomycetes; Agaricales; Physalacriaceae. The record is from RefSeq and is a predicted model, not a curated record. The transcript has 5 exons. Bases 430 to 2145 code for a protein of 571 amino acids.